Messenger RNA from Cucumis sativus (cucumber), 3516 nucleotides. RefSeq lists its product as hypothetical. The transcript has 4 exons. Lineage: Eukaryota; Viridiplantae; Streptophyta; Magnoliopsida; Cucurbitales; Cucurbitaceae. The record is from RefSeq and is a predicted model, not a curated record. Bases 272 to 2374 code for a protein of 700 amino acids.
AGAGGAGGAAGGCCCUAGAAACGACGACGUAUGCUAUCAUCCUCUUCAUUCCUUCUGUGUAUGUGACUUUUUCUCUUCUUUUCGCCUUUUCCUUUUCCCUCUUAAAGAACAAACGCAACGAAGAAGGAAUGAAAGAAACCGCUUCGCUUUUUCCGCCUAUCGAAGAACAACAUCACAAGCGUAAAGUGGAUCUUGAUUCUCUCAUUCAUCUUAAAGCUCCGCCCAUCUUCAUGUUCUAUUCUCACUCUAGUUUUUCUCAUUCCGCUUUCCAAUGGGUUGUUCUCAAUCCAAGAUCGAAAAUGAAGAAGUGGUUUCUCGGUGUAAGGAUCGUAAGAUGUUCAUGAAAGAUGCUGUCACCGCCAGGAAUGCAUUUGCUGCGGCUCAUUCUUCUUAUGCCAUGUCCUUGAAGAAUACCGGCGCUGUUUUGAGUGAUUACGCUCAUGGUGAAGGCCCGCCUGCUCCCUCGUCUCUCCCUGGCUCCUCUGUUGUUCAAUCGGCUGCUGCCGCGGGUUAUAAUAGCUUGCCUCCACCGCCGCCUCCACUUCCUGGUUCCCCUGGUAUGCCGCUUGAAAUAAAGGCGUCGAAGGUUGAACCGAAGCGUGUGGAGCCGGUUAUUCAGGAGGUGGAUGAGAAUGAUUUUGAGAUUGAAUGUUCCGUUGGUCCACUGCGGAGGAGGAGAAGCAAUAGAGACGGUAGUGGACGUGGCGGUAGAGCUGGUCCUGGGGAGCUUGCGGAAGAAGAAAACGGUCCGCCUCCGCCAUUUCCACCUUCGAGCGAAAACCGUCGUGUUCCCGUACCGUCGCCUCAGGAUUCGACCUACGAUUAUCUGUUCUCGGUUGAUAAUAUGCCAGCUCCGACGUUGAGCGGGGUCGAGGAUUUUGGCGCUAAUACGGAAACGGUAGAACGGAGAGCGGCGACGGAGAAAUCCGGGGAAGAACCGCCGUCAUCUUCGGCGGGGAAAACGUCGAAGAAGAUGAAGCAAGUAGGUUAUCCAGGUUCGAGCGAGGGUAAAAGGAUCGUUAAAGGGAGUAUUAAUCUGCUACAGAUCUUCAUGGAGCUUGAUGAUCAUUUUCUUAAAGCCUCUGAAAGUGCUCACGAUGUUUCGAAGAUGCUGGAAGCAACUCGACUUCAUUUCCACUCAAAUUUUGCCGAUAAUCGAGGACAUAUCGAUCAUUCUGCUAGAGUGAUGCGUGUUAUAACAUGGAACAGAUCAUUUAGAGGGUUACCCAACAACGAUGAUUUGAAUGAUGGUUUUGAUACAGAGGAGAACGAAACUCAUGCCACUGUAUUGGAUAAAUUGCUCGCUUGGGAGAAGAAACUAUUUGAGGAAGUGAAGGCAGGUGAAAUCAUGAAGUUUGAGUAUCAAAAGAAGGUUGCUGCACUCAACAAACUUAAGAAAAAGGGCUCCAAUUUUGAAGCAAUCGAGAAAGCUAAGGCCACUGUCAGCCAUUUGCACACCAGAUACAUUGUGGACAUGCAAUCGAUGGAUUCCACUGUCUCUGAAAUCAACCGCAUUCGUGAUGAACAAUUGUACCCUAAACUUGUUCACCUUAUCAAUGGAAUGGCUAGUAUGUGGGAAACCAUGCAUUUUCACCAUGGUAGCCAAUUGAAAGCUGUGGCUGCUCUUCGAAUGCUGGAUAUCUCUCAAUCGCCAAAGGAAACAAGUGAUCAUCACCAUGAACGAACAGUGCAGCUUUGGGCUGUGGUGCAAGAGUGGCACUCUCAAUUGGAGAAGCUUGUAAACCGUCAAAAAGAUUACAUCAAAGCACUCUCAAAUUGGUUGAGAUUGAAUCUGAUCCCUACUGAAAGCAGCUUGAAGGAGAAGGUUUCUUCUCCUCCAAGGGUUCGCAGCCCUCCAAUUCAAAUUCUCCUUCACGCUUGGCAAGACCAUCUCGAGAAGCUCCCCGACGAGGUCCUAAGAAACGCCAUAUUCACUUUUGCAACUGUGAUUCACACCAUUAUGCAAAGCCAGGAGGAAGAGAUGAAGUUGAAGCUAAAAUGUCAGGAGACCGAGAAGGAGCUUGCCCGGAAAAGUAAGCAAUUCAAGGACUGGCAGAAGAAGUAUGUGCAACGGAGAGGUUCAAAUGCCGAUGAAGUGGACAUGGAAGAACCUGCCGACAAAGAUGCCAUUGCAGAGCGGCAAGCUGCAGUAGAGGCCGUGGAGAAGAAGCUGGAGGAGGAAAGGGAAGAACACCAAAAACUAUGCCUCCAUGUAAGGGAAAAGUCUUUGGGGAGCCUAAAAAAUCAGUUGCCAGAGCUUUUCAGGGCAUUGUUCGAGUUCUCUCUUGCUUGUUCACGCAUGUAUAGGCACUUGAAAUCAAUAUCACAGCCAAUGCCCAAUGGGCCACAAAAUCAAACAACAACACAAGGAUGAACACAGAGACAGCAAGUUAAAGGUGCUUUUCUUGAUUCUUCUUGCUGCUGCUUGUCAUAUAAACUUAUACUAAAGUAACAUAACACUAUAAAACAUUAUAAUUACAUACAGAACUAUAACGUGGGCUUCAAGUUUGGUACCAAAAAUGAAGUAAUUGGAGACAGACAGAUAGACAAUGAAAAGAAAGCCAGUUUUUACUUUCUCUUGUUUUGUUUUAAUUUAUGUUUAUUACUAACUAAUGCGUUGUUUAGGUUAAUUAAAGAAUAAUUGUUUGUAUAAAUGUUGGAAACAAAUAAUUGUCUUCUUUUUCUAAAGUAACAAUCUACAUAACAUGCCACGUUUGUAACAGUACACAUAGUUGCAUAAGUUCCUCUGUUUGGGAAGCUUAUGAUCAACACCAUUCAUCACAUCAUAAUUAAUGUCAAAGAAAAAGAAAACUUUCAUUUAAUUCACCUGAUUUCAACACAAUUCUAACCCACCAACACAACAAAUUUAAAAAACCAGAGCCUAUCCACAUAUCUCAUCUAUACGUAACUUACAAGUUUUGUGUAUAUAUGUAUGAAUUUAUACAAAUAUUUCGAAAGUUAAACUAUGUUGGUUUUUGCUUUUGAUGUUGUGGACCGACUAACCCAUUUAUAAUCUCCUUGAUGAAAUCUACAUUUGAAAGAACCUGGGUGAGUCGUCGGCGAGCAAAUACACUUGUAUCCACCGCCACUUCUCUGCUGCCGGACGGCCUCUUCCACCGCCGCUACAACCGACCUUCCGUGGCUGGCGAAGCUGAAGGCGGUGGGUCUGUGAAAGGGAAGGGUUGGAUAACACAUUUUUUUUCUUUUUUCUUUUUUUUGUUUAAGACGGUUUGUAAAUGAUGGCUAAAAAGGGGAGGAAGAAAGAAAGAAAGAAAGUGUUUGAUUAUUGGAAUUAAUAUGGAAGAAUGAAUAGGAAGGGAAGGUGGGAGAGUUAUCUAAAAAGAGAGGAAGGCCUUUCUUGUUGCCAACACUUGGCGAUUUGGCACAUGAAACUUUGGAAUGAUGUGUUUGCUGCUGAUUCAGAGGCUUACAUUUUCACCCAACUUGUAUGUUGUUUUUAUGUGCACUAACUAUACGGGAAACCUAACAUCUAAUCUAUACUUACUUGCCAUGAAA